AUGGCCGGGGCCACCGGCCCCGAAACGCAGCGAGGAGACGCCGAGCCUUCCCCUCCCCGCCGCGGUUCCUCGCUGCCCGAAACCGGGCACCGUCCGGCGGGCCUUGGCGAGGUCAGGAGCGACCCCCAGCCCCCGCAGCGGUGGUCAAAGCCCGGCCCAGCGGCACCAAAGCAGCGGGCGGAGAGAAGCGAGCCCCGGGGCGCUGGAGACCACUGCACUCCGGCCGCCCCUGCUCCGCCGGGGGGGGGGCGCCGCAACCCAAAGGACCAAGCCAGGCCGGCCAAUAGCUGCCGCCCGUGCCGAGCCGCCGACCAAUCGCUGCGCAGGACCCGGCUGCAGGCGUGCAGCGGCCAGGCAGACCCGCCGGGAAACGGCGCCAGCUCCCAAAGGUUCCUAAGCCGCUGGGGGCAGCCGAAUCCGCUCCUACAGCAGCGCCAGGAACUCCGUUUGGUUUCAGGGAACCCCAAUCCCAGGAACCGGCAACAGAUGCGUUCAUCUCAUGUUUGCACGGCAGCUGGCUUUGCGGUGCUGGCACAGCACAGGCUUUGCUGCUGCCUCCAGGAUCGUUCCUGCGUAAACAAGAAAGUCCUCGCAGUGCAAAGACUGCGGUCAAAAUCCACACAGCUGAGCACCUCGGACAAAUGGCGAACACAAACCCCAUCCAUGCGGCAUGUUCUCUUGACUCAGAAACGAGAAGACAGCUUGGAAUGGUGUGAGCUCUCUGUUCAGGCACAGCUUGCCAGCCAGGAUAAAAGAGCCAUCCUGGACAUUGUACCUGGCUGCUCCCUGCUUUCACUAACCAUUUCUAAUGCUCCUUUCAUCCCCUCAGUGCCUACAGACUUUGGCAAGCGUGUGUACCAGGGAGUGAGAGUGAAGCACACAGUCAAGGACCUGCUUGCUGAGAAACGAUCCAGGCAGAGCAGUGGCUCCCACUGCAGUGGCAGUACCAGCACACCACAGUCUCCCUUUGUCCAAAUGCCAGGCUCACCUACCAUGGCUGGUUACUACAGCAUCAGGAGAUCCUUGACAGCUGAGUUGGAUUUCUCCCACACAAAGCAAUUUGUCAGUGAUGCCUACUCAUCCCCUCUAGGGCCCAAGACCUUCUCCUGUGACUCCUCUGCCACUCAGGGUCACUCAGCACUCCUGGACCCCUAUCUCAGCGACCACUAUGGGGACUACCGUGCAGCUGCCCUCACAGCUGGUCCCAGCUCCUUCUUCAGCCCUUCUCCUGUGCCCCCUCUCCUGCCAUCCUUCCCCAGUGACACAGCGCACUGCCUACUCAGAGAGCCCUGGGAGCAAAGCUCACCAGACAGCCUCAGCCAGUCAGACAGUGCCUGCCCAGACCCCCUGCAAGCACUGCCUGCCAGUGCCAGCUGCCUCUCCCCACACGACUCUGGAGGUGUUUCCCCAUACCGAAGCUCAGGCUGGACCCAAGCCAUCCCUGGAGCCCAGCCUUACACUCUGCACCCUCUUGAAGAUGUCCACUACUCUCCCAGCUACUCUGCCACCUCACCCUACUCCUUCUCACCAUUCAUGACUGUGGCAAAUGAGCUUCCCCCCAGGAUGAGCCACCUCUCACCAGAGCAGUCCUCGGAGACACCACCCCUUCAUGAUAGCUCUGCUUGGGCAAAAGAGGAUGGGAGUCCCACCUGGGGGCCUUAUGAAGGCAGGAGAACUUACUGA
Messenger RNA from Indicator indicator, 1683 nucleotides. It is a transcript of the gene POU2AF2, whose product is annotated as POU class 2 homeobox associating factor 2. Lineage: Eukaryota; Metazoa; Chordata; Aves; Piciformes; Indicatoridae. The coding region runs from base 1 to 1683 and encodes 560 amino acids. The record is from RefSeq and is a predicted model, not a curated record. Gene Ontology annotation, molecular function: POU domain binding; DNA binding. The transcript has 6 exons.